UUCUUUCACUUUACAAGGAAGUAUAUCAGAGACCAGCUGGACAAAAAUUGGUUUCACAAUAAUCUGCCUGAGUCAGAUGAAGUCUUGGCUACAGACAUCUCCUGUGUUUGAUAAUUAUUGAGUUGUGUGUGUGGGGUGUGUGGGGUGUGGCACAGUGUUUGGAAGAGGCAUGAGAGCAAAGAUCCUGCUGUGAGAACAGGAGAGAGUGGCAGUGCAGUGUUGAACUCAGUGUUUCGCCUCCUGAUCCCUCAUGGCGUAUGCAGCGUUCUACAAUUAUACCAAAGGAGGAGCAGCUGCUUCCACACAUGAUGAUGUCCAACAUAGUAGCAGGUUUACAGCCUCUUCUCACACUACAACGUCCCGCUAUGGCAAGUCGCAGCCCAGUGAGGCCACGCCCAAACCGGCAGCUCAGGUCUCCACCGUGAAGCCUGCACAAUUUGAGAAGGCUUCGUCAGGAACUGCCAUGGCAUCAAAACCUGGUCCGGUUACCACAGCAACUGGCCCAGUCGCAGGAAGUGGUAUCAAAGGAGGAGGAAGUGCUUCCAUUGGGACAGCAGGAAAAGAGGCACCUAAAGCCAAAGCGGAGACUAACACCACGCCAGCAGGUGCUACUGUUAUUGACAUGUCGUCAACUGAGGCUACUAUUGUUGACAUGACAUCAGCUGGGGUGAGGGGCGGUCCUACGGAGAUGUCCCAGACUGCACCUGUGUCCCAAGUCAAAGCCGCUGCUGCAGUUCCUUAUCCUGCUGCUGGAGCAGCUGGAGUCGCUGGCUUGACGGCAUCCACUGCUGUGACCAAACCUAAAGAGUCACCCAAAGGCACAGCCAAGAGUGCAACUGCAAUCACAACUCUCGCAGCUGAUUUGCCCAAAGUUGAUCCUGCUAAAACAUCAAAGCCUGCAGCAGCAGCCACGACUGCAGCUAGAUAUGGCUCUGGGCAGGCAAAGAAGGAAGAAGCUAAACCGACUCAGACACAGGUUCAGGUGGAGGUUCCUCCAAAAGCAGCGUCAGGAGCCAAAGAGGCACCUGCAGUGGAUCCAUUCGAUGCCCUUGCCAGCAUACUACCAUCAGCUGAUCCAGUCGUCCCCAAACAGCCCGUUUACACAGGGCCAGAGGUCAAAGAGCAUGAUGUCAUCUCAACGGAGGGUGUGAGAGUGGGAGAAAGAGACGACACGCUUCCACCAGGGUACAGACUGGAAGAUAUGGCUCCACCUCCUGCAGGUUGGAAACCCAAGGAUGUUCCGAAACCUCUGAGCACAGACGAAGCCCUGGAAUCCCUUACAGCAGGAUUCAUGUCCUCAUCUGCACCAGCAGCACCCAAGAAGCAAGAGAAAAAGGACUCUGUUGAAAGCAUCAGUGCUGCCUCUGCUGGCCCAGCUAACUUUGCACCAGCUCCUGUGAAGAAACCUCAACCCCCUGCAGCUGCUCCCUCCACCGAUAAAAAGAUGCAGAAAGUGUCAGAUGAUUUCUCCUUCUCUGCGAAAGCAGCUCCCACUGUGGCUGUUGGUGGUAGUAUGGCUAGUCCUGCUGAGAAAAAGGCCAAGAUAGAGACUCCGGUAGCGGUAUCGUGUGAUUUCUCUCUGGAGAGUGGACUGGAUGCCAAAGCAACGAGCAGGCCCAAGACUGAUGAUGCUGCUCCCAUGUCUCUGGAUGCUCUCAGUGCUCUUGUCGACACAUUGCCAGCUGACGCACCCAAACCUGAACUCCCCGAGGUCAGACCAGAGGACAUCGUCUUGGAGGACAAACACAAGAAGGAGAAGGGUGUGUUUGUAGGAGAGAGGGAUGACUCCAUUCAUCCAAACUACAGGUUCAACAAUGAGAAGCUCAAAAACCUGCCUGCUCAGAAACCCCAGCCCACCAUGGCCACCAAUGAGGCUCUGGACAUUUUGUCUGGAGACUUUGUGGACUCCUCAGCAGCUCCUACGGUCAAAGCUCCUCCUCCUCAGAAAGCCCCUCCAGCUCCUGCUCGCCCUGCUGAUAAAAAAGGAAGGAUGGAUAAGGAUGAUUUCUCUUUGGAGGCUGGACUGACUGCUUCAACUGCUAAGAAAGUUGAAUCCUGUGCAGUUCCUCCUGUCGAUGUGAAAGCUGCAGCCAGAAAGGAUGCCACUGAUGGAAAGUUAAAGACCGACCAGGCUGCUCCUAUGUCUCUGGAUGCUCUCAGUGCUCUGGUAGACACGUUGCCUGCAGACGCACCAAAACCUGAACUCCCCGAGGUCAGACCAGAGGACAUCGUCUCGGAGGACAAACACAAGAAGGAGAAAGGUGUUUUUGUAGGGGAGAGGGAGGACUCCAUUCAUCCAAACUACAGGUUUAACCAGGCGGAACUGGAAAAGCUGCCUGCUCCCAAACCUGAGCCCACCAUGGGUACGGGCGAGGCUCUGGACAUUUUGCUUGGCGACUUUGCGACCCCCUCAGCAGCUCCUUCUGUCCAGUGUAAAGUGGAGGAUGUGUCCGCUCUGGAUGUCCUCUCUGGAGAUUUUGUAGCUCCAACUAAAGCAUCAGGAGUCCAGGCUCCCAUCCCUCCAUCUGUUAAGAAGACACAAGAGAAAAUGGUUCAUCAACAGGAGAAACUUGUCCUCCAACCUAAACAAGCAAAACCUGAUAAGGCUGACCCUAUGUCUCUGGAUGCUCUAAGUGCUCUUGGUAGCUCGCUGCCAGCUGACAAACCCAAACCUGAACUCCCCAAAGUCCGCCCUGAAGACAUGGUCUUGGAGGACAAACACAAGAAGGAGAAAGGUGUGCUUGUGGGGGAGAGGGAGGACUCCAUUCACCCAGACUACAGGUUUAACAAGGCAGAACUGAAAAAGCUGCCUGCUGCCAAACCUGAGCCCACCAUGGGUACGGGCGAGGCUCUGGACAUUUUGCUUGGCGACUUUGCGACCCCCUCAGCAGCUCCUGCUGUCCAGGCUCCUGUUGUCACUCCCUCAGCUCCUCCUGCACAGCCCUCUGCAGACUUUGCUCUGGAUGCAUUGGCGGGAGACUUUGUCACCCCCACUGCUGCUAAAGCUGUGAAGUCUGCGGUUUGUGUUCCCACAGAAACAGACCCACAGCUGCUAGCCGGAGUAGACAAUGCCAUGGAUGCUCUGUCAGACACCUUGAAGGAUAUCCAACCUGCCCCCAUGCCCGCUCCAGUUCCUGUCAAAGACAUUGUUGAUGAGAAAAAGGCUGUUGAAGAGAAGCUGAUUAAGAUGGGAGAGAGAGAUGACACGCUGCCGCCAGAGUAUAGACCCACCGAGGAAGAUCUGAAGAAAAUGGCGGAAGAUAAGGCAAAGGCAGCUGCAGCACCCAAGAAGAGCACUAUGGAUGAUAAAACAGCCCUGGACCUGCUGGCCGGUGACUUCACUCCUAUGGUUCAGCCCAUGGAACUUUGUCAUCUUCCUAAAGCUGAACCAGCAAUGUCCAAACCUCCAGAUCGCUUUGAGAAAAUGGCGGAAGAUAAGGCAAAGGCAGCUGCAGCACCCGUGGAGAUCGUGGAACCGUUUCUUUGUUAUUAUCCUCGAGCUGAAACAAUAAUGGCACCUCCUAUGCCUCCAGUGCUCAUAGAGCCCAUGCCCGGUACCGCCCUGGAUUCGAUGGCGGACACUCUGCUCCCAGACGUCGCAGUGUUCAAUCCGAAAACAGAAAAACCAAAGGGCAAGAGCAAGUCAAAGUCAAGGUCUAAAAAACACCAUGCAGAGGAUCCAUCUGCCACGGACCAGUUACCUGCUCAGCCGAGCUCAGACGUUAUGCCGACAUCUACAAAGAAAGGAGGCAAAAGAUAGACCACUUGGGAAGAUUGUCGGCAAAACUGUCCUUAAGGCCAAAGGGACGCACGAGGGAGCUGCUUCCUGGAUAAUGUUUCUAUUUUUCUAAAACGUCAAGAAUGUAUACUGGAUGAAAGAAAAACCUACUCAUACCCAUAACAUUUGCAGCACGCGUACAUACAGAUUCAGACAUGCAUACAAACACCUACACACACACACACACACACACACACAAAAGCACAUGUGAGUGCGUUGCCUAUUUUGCUCGGUUUUAUUUUUAUUUAAGAAUGGGAAAGAUUGGUUUCUGGCUAGAGAAAGUGACAAAAAUUAUUUUAAAAAAAGGAUGAAGGGUGAGGAAUGAGUGUUGAACGGCCUGAGAAAGGAAAGAAAGUGCGGGGACAGGCACGUUUGUUAGUCAGUGUAUUGAGCGUGCUGAGGGAAGGAAGACGAUGCUCAUCAGAACUCUGCAUGACCACCUCUAGUAUGACAACAUACCUAAGCUUUAGCUGUUUGUAUGACAACAGACAUUAUCUAAGCCUGGUGGUGUUGUAAAAGUUGUUACUUUCAGCUAUUGUGUGAGCAGCAGAGUGGGUGUUAAGUAUCGGGAUGUUUGUGCAAUCUUGGUGUAAAAAGAAAAAAAAAAGCCACCUUUUCUUUCAUGAUGUGGUGAUAUACCAAUAAGACACUAGUGUACAGCUCAGUUUGCUUUUAUUUUGGACAACACGUAGUUUACCAUUUUAAAUAUGUGGAGGAUUUAAAGGAGGCGUUCUGCUUCAAUCUGAUUCGAGAGCUUCUUGCAAAUGCCUAAUACUUUCUGAGGGACUUUUGUAUGUAUUUGGCCUUGUAGAAAAAUAUAAAUGCUGGUGUCCAAAAGUGCACUUAGUGAACUGAGGUGGUAAAAACUUUGUAAACUGCCCUUGUUUGCAUACUGUAAUACAAAAGAUAUUUGCUUUACAUGAACACUGUAUACUUUACAAAAGGACUUUUCAAAUGUAGACAUAAACAUAUUACUUUAAAAAAAAAAGUCUCCAUGUCAAUGUUUUGUGUGGGUGUGAGUCGAACGAUAUGAGAGAUAUUUGAGAUGUGGGAAUACUAAUUAAAUAAAAGAGUUCAAUAAAAAAAAAAUCUAAAACUCGAA
Molecule: messenger RNA, 4880 nt
Organism: Labrus mixtus (cuckoo wrasse)
Lineage: Eukaryota; Metazoa; Chordata; Actinopteri; Labriformes; Labridae
Gene: cast
Product: calpastatin
Exons: 39
Coding region: 251-3760 (1169 amino acids)
Cellular component (GO): cytoplasm
Molecular function (GO): calcium-dependent cysteine-type endopeptidase inhibitor activity
Source: RefSeq, a predicted model, not a curated record